AUGGACAAAGUACUUAUUGAUGCUCUUAAACAAAAGAAAUUAGAAUUAAAAACUGCUUUAGAAGAUCUCACUAGAAAAGAGUUCAAAUAUGCUGUGGGGAAUUAUCAAAACUCACUUCCUCAGCAAGGUCGUUGCAUAAUUUGCACAUUGAAAAUUCCUUGUUCUCAUUAUUCUUCAAUCGAAGAUAUGCAAGAGCCAAUGGUCUCCCUACCAAAGCAUCCUUUAAAUCAUCUUUUGGAAGAUAUAAAUAUUGAUCAUAUGAAUUGCACACUCCCAUCAAUUAAUAAUCAGCCAAAAGAUUUUACAGUCAGGUUUAAAGGGAAUUCUUCUAGAUUUUCUCAAACAUCUUCGUCUCUAAGACGCAGCUCCCUCCCUGAUAAAAAUAAGCUUAUAACUCUUGAAAAAAUUGAAAUUUAUAAAGAAGAAAAAGCUAAGAAAAAGUUAGAAAAAUUACAAAAAAUCAAAGAUAAUGAAGAAAUGAAAAAAAUAGAGAAUGAGCUCUCUGAGUUGAAAAGGCUUAAACAGCACAAAGCACAAAAAAAUAAAUUAGAGAAAUAUAAAGAAGUUGUGAAACAAAAGUAUGAACAAGCGAAGAUUGAGCAAGAGGAGCAAGCUGCAUGAAUAAGAAAAGAAGAAGAAAAAAGAAAAAUAUAUAUGGAAAUUCAGAAAAAGAAAAUUGCUGAGUUUCAUGAAAAGAAAAAAAUUCUAGAUAGCAUCAAUAAACAAAGAUUUGCUGACCUUCAAGAAGAUAUAAUCCAAAGAGGAAGAAUGAAGAAAUAA
Blepharisma stoltei is the source of this 780-nucleotide messenger RNA. The record is from the annotation of a GenBank genome assembly. Lineage: Eukaryota; Ciliophora; Heterotrichea; Heterotrichida; Blepharismidae.